Molecule: messenger RNA, 4389 nt
Organism: Acanthopagrus latus (yellowfin seabream)
Lineage: Eukaryota; Metazoa; Chordata; Actinopteri; Spariformes; Sparidae
Product: nuclear factor of activated T-cells, cytoplasmic 3-like
Exons: 10
Coding region: 991-3735 (914 amino acids)
Biological process (GO): regulation of transcription by RNA polymerase II; cytokine production; calcineurin-NFAT signaling cascade
Cellular component (GO): transcription regulator complex
Molecular function (GO): transcription factor binding; RNA polymerase II cis-regulatory region sequence-specific DNA binding; DNA-binding transcription factor activity, RNA polymerase II-specific
Source: RefSeq, a predicted model, not a curated record
CUGAUGAUAAUAAUAGUUAGAAAGUUAAUAAAAAGCAUAAAGUAAAAUAAAAAGUCAAACACUCGAUGACUUUGUUUUUGCUGACUGGUAACAAGAAGAUCUUCCUGAGCAUAAUUUUAAAUAUACUAAAAAUAUAAUCUAAUAUGUGAAAAAAAUACAUUUUACUGUUUGGAGUUUACAUACAUUUAGACCAACAUAUCUUCAGUUUCUGUCAAUGAUAUUUUACAAAAUAUAAUGAAUGUACAUUUUGAUAAUACAUUAGUAGUGUUACAGACAUGUUUCAUUAAUAACUGUAGUAUAUUCUUGGACCAUGAAAUAACAAUAUUUAACAAUAUUGAUUUGAUAUGUUCUGUAACAUAUUGCAAGUAAAUGAUUAAAUGAAUAAAUGUUGAUACAUAUAAAGAUGAAACUAAUAUGAAAUCUAAGCCUGUGUCAACUCUUCCUCUCGGUGUGUUAUUAACAGAUAAUAAUAGAUAUUUAAACUGAAAACUGUUUUAUUUACACAAAUAACAAAAACAGCCCGAAACUGUUAACAUAUUAAUCAACGUGUGUAAAAUAUAUUUGUGUUGAGUGCAGCAGGGUUCAGAUCUGAUCACCUGACCUGACAGAGUGACGAGUGCCUGAACGUGCAGUGCUCAACAUCGUCCUAACAGGUAUGUCAGAGUUUCCGAGCUGACCGUGAAGGCAGCACGAGGAUCAACCUGGAGAGUAAAACUCGCUCCAGCCGAACAGAAACACGAACGCCACAAGUUUGAGUCCACGAUGGCGCUUUCAUGGCUUCACUUCGCAGCACGGAGGCGCUUUUAUUGAUCAUGUCGAUGUCAGUUCGCAACUUUUAGCCGUGAGAUUAAGUCGACGUGCUGUCGGCGCCUCGGCUCGAACAAGAGUUCUGCUUUCGGUCGGAUGGGAGUGAGUGAGACAGGUCAGUUCUAGAGACAGACAGGUCGGUGUAACGGCUGCCCGGAGGACGGUUCCGGUCCCUGCAGCUCCAUGUCCACGUUAAAGUUCGCCGAGGAGCUGGACUUCAGACUGAUCUUUGAGGAGGACUCCCGCCUCGCAGCAGGUCCAGAUCUCGAUGUGAGAACACCGCCCACCUCCACGCAGGCUCUGGCCGAGCAGCCCGUCCUCCAGGAGCUGCACAGUCACGCUGCAUGUUUCCCCCCCACAGACGACUACCAGCAUGUUGGAUACCAAUCCCAGGGACUCCAGUAUGGGGCCCAGGGGAACCCCAGAGCCUUUGACUGCCCAAGCAUCCAGAUCACCUCCAUCGCUCCAAACAACCAUGCGGAGCUGGGCAUUAGCCAGGAAGCUCUGGCAGUAGGUGGGGCAGAGGGGGGUUACCAUGAGGCGUCCGGGUCCAGAGGCCAGCUCUACCUGCCCCUAGACUCCUGCUACCGGGACAUGGUGCUGUGCCCGAGCCCCUGUAGCAGCCUGUCCUCCAGGAGCUGGAUGUCCGACCUCUCCUCCUGCGAGUCCUUCUCCCAUGUGUACGAUGACGUGGAGGGGGAGCUGCGGGAUGCUGCCCGCCUCGCCCUUGGGUCGCCCCUCGGGUCGCCUCUGGGGUCCCCAGGCUGCGGGGGCGGAGCCUUCGGGGUGGAGCUGUGGCAGCAGAAGUACCAGCAUCCUCUGGCCUUCAGCCCAGCGCUGUCGCCUCAUCAGUCUCCUCGUCAGUCGCCACGUCAGUCACCUCGUCAGUCCCCCUGCCACUCCCCUCGCACCAGCGUCACCGAGGAGAGCUGGCUGAACCGCCGGCCCACCUCCAGGCCAUCAUCCAGACCGACCUCCCCCUGCGGGAAGCGGCGCCACUCCGGUGCUGACCCCUACGCCCGCUCGCCCUCCCCUCACCACUCCCCCAGUCCCACACCAGGCGCCUCUCCACGGGGCAGCGUGACGGACGACACCUGGGUGGGAAGCCCCGCCGGCGCCCUGGGAUCCCUCCUGCUGUCCGGCUACCAGGAGUUGGACGUCCCCUCCAAAACCAGGAGGACGUCGGGAACCCAGCUCGGCCUCUUGGCCGGUCAAGGAGACCCUGGACUGGAGGCUUUCCAGGAUUCCCCUGGGGAGGAGGGGCGUGAACAGGACGGCCUGGCUGAGCUCUUUCUUCAGGUGCCCUCCCACUUCAGCUGGAACAAACCCAAACCUGGAAACACUCCUCUGUUCAGGACUUCGUCUCCACCGUCUCUAGACUGGCCUCUGCCCAGCCAGUUUGACCAGUGUGAGCUGAAGCUGGAGGUCCAGCCCAGAUCUUACCACAGGGCGCAUUACGAGACGGAGGGCAGCCGAGGAUCCAUUAAGGCAGCUCCUGCAGGACACCCUGUCGUCAAGCUGACUGGAUACAGCGAGCAGCCGGUCAGCCUGCUGUUGUUCAUCGGCACUGCAGACGAGCGCUACCUUCGCCCUCAUUCCUUCUACCAGGUCCACCGGGUGACGGGGAAGAUGGUCACCACCACCUGCCAGGAGAAAGUGAUGGGCGGUACGAAGGUGCUGGAGAUCCCUUUGCUUCCAGAAAACCACAUGUCUGCCAGCAUCGACUGUGCCGGUAUCUUGAAGCUGCGUAACGCUGACAUCGAGCUGAAGAAGGGAGAGACGGAUAUCGGGCGAAAGAACACGAGGGUGCGAGUUGUGUUCAGGGCCGCCGUCCCUCAGCCGGAUGGCAGGAUGCUGUGGCUGCAGACCACGUCUGUUCCUGUGGAGUGCUCCCAGCGCUCGGGUCAGGAGCUUCCUCUGGUGGAGAGCUUCAGUCCAGCCAGCUGCUCUGCGGACGGAGGAGAAGAGCUGCUGAUCGUCGGCUCCAACAUCUCCGCUCAGUCCAGAGUUUUCUUCAUGGAGAAGGGGCCUGAUGGACGAUCGCUGUGGGAAAUGGACGCCAGACUCGUGCCAGAAAAAAGCAGUGGAUCCAGCAUCGUGGUGGAGGUCCCUCCUUACAAUAAGAAGACAACGGAUCCGGUCCAAGUCCAGUUCUACGUCUCAAACGGGAAGAGAAGAAAAAGUCUUUCACAGAGCUUCACCUACCUGCCCGGAGUCAGACGUCACCACGUCAAACAGGAGCGCUGGGAGACGGACCGCAUCUCCCACAAUCCACCUGGCUUCUGUCCGAGCUCCUCCCAGCUGCCCUCCCACGACCGAGCGGUCGGCCCAGACGUGCUUUACUACGAUUCCUGUGACAUCCCAGUGCAUUGUGGUCCUCCUCCUCAGAACACGCCUCGUCUUCAUCACCCCCCUGCCUCCUCUGUCCCCCUUCAGAUGUUUCCUCACACUUCCUCCUCCUCCAUGGCCUGUCAGUCCUCCGCAGUCCCCCAUCAGACCUUGAUACCUGUCCACACCUCCGUAAUGCCUCCUCAGAUCUCCACGAUGCCUCCCCAGGCCUCUUCCGGUCCCCUUCAGACCUUCACCCUGCCACCUCCCACCCCCUCUGCUGGACCUCAGAGGGAACCCUCGCUGUCUCUGAGCUCCAGAGGAGCCUUUGUGAUCCCUGCUGACCCCCAGAAGGACUCUGUGCUGUCUGGGCCAGGACUGGUGCUGAGCAUCAAGCAGGAGCCAGAAGACCCCGUUCCAAACCUGGGAUCUUCGGGCCUCCAGGAGAUCACUCUGGAUGAUGUGAAUGAGAUCAUCGACAGAGACAUCUGCAGUCUGAGCAGCAGCACCCAGCCGGACCAGUUCGACCAGUACCACCAGUACGACUGGGAGCACAAGUCCAGUGACGCUGCGCUGCCGUUCUGCGGAGGCCCUCAGUAGUGACGCUGCUUCUUCUUCUACAACACAAACGGGCGCUCAUGUUUGCACAAAGUGCACCGAACUGAUCCUCAAGUGCCUGAAAACCAAUCAGCCGCCUGCGACGAGCCUCAUCAGGGUUCCACACGACCGUCUGCUCAUCCGUCUCAGGAAACUGUUCACCGACAAACCAAAGAUCUUUUUUUUUUAGCUUUUCAUGAUCGAAUUGGAAGAAAACAAGAGAAGGGCUGAAAUUCACCUGUGAUGCUUUAAUGACGCACAGUCACAACAAUCAGUGAUGUCAUCUGAUUUUAAGUCGUAAAAACAAAACUUUCAUUAUUUAUUGGCUGUUUAAUUACAAAAUCUAUUUUUGAUACUCUGGAUCUGAUCCAGAAGAAAACUCAAAUCCUUCCGCUGAUCAUUUACAGUUUUUAUAGCUUGGUUGUUCUCUCUGUACGGUUUACAUUUCCUCCUCUUAACAUUGACGCUGUUCAACCAGAACUGUUUUGGUGUGAAGCUUCAGACACAGUGAGUCGUAAAAAUGUAUCUUAAGGUUGAAGUAAAAAGAAAAUACCUGAUGUUCUGUUUUUUGAUAAAUCGUUUGCUGAAUGAUGAGUGAGAACUGUAAAAUAGUUUAUUGUGUGUAAACCGUCUCCAUAAAGAAUUUCAGAAGCAGCA